CAACUAGUGAUCAUUUAAUAUAUGGUCUUCUAAUGACAGAGGGUUGUUUCGAGUUGUUAAGCAACAGAGAUGAUCCCGCUGUGGCUAUUGCCAGUUUUCAUAUUGAUUCUUCAUCCGCAAUGCUCGCUGUUCAGAGCAGAGGGAGGAUGUCCAAGGAAUGAGAAUGGACAGCAGCAAAACUGGCGGUAUGCGGUCUACGAACGCAAGGAAAAAGGCAGGGCAUUGAAGAAUCACGUGUUCUCCUCAAGAAUUGUUCGAUCAGAAAUAGAGUGUUCUUUGACAUGCUUGCGCUACGAGAGGUGUGAAUCGUUUAACUAUCGAGACAAUAUUGUUGAAGGACCACACAUUUGCGAAUUGAAUGACCAGACGAGAUUGAAGAGGUUGCAUGAUGUACAACCAAGAAAUGGUUUCUCAUAUUACGACUCUGAAUUGAAACCCUGCUUAAACGUGAAAUGCCAAAAUGGUGGAACAUGCCAUCCAGUGUUGAACAGCAUAAUAGCUCCUUAUUGUUGCCAGUGUCACGAACGUUACGCUGGUGAUCUUUGCCAACAUCUAAAGGGUUUCCGUUUCACCAAUGGCAGUUCAGGAGAUCAUGUGUUAGUUUCAGUCGGCGUAAGCAUUCAGAUGACGUCAUUGACAGUUUGCCUCCGAUUUAAAGCCACUCCAAUGCAAUAUGAAGUUAGCACUCCUUUGUCAUACGUAACCAGUGAUUUCACCAGCGCUUUACAGCUUUACACAAAUGGGACCAUAAGAAUUUACAUCAACGAUCAAUUCAGUGAUUUUCCGUAUGUCCCUGUUUUGGAUAACACCUGGCAUCACGUGUGUUUCACGUGGGAAACAGCUGGAGGAAACGUCUCACUCUAUAUGGACGGCUUUCUGAUUGGAAAAAAGCAAAGUGUGAACCCGGGAAUGGUUUUCAACAGUUCAGGAUCUAUAGUGAUUGGGCAGUUGCAGAGACUGGUUGGCGGCGAAUUUCACAAGAAUGAAUCUUUCUUCGGAGAUAUUACGGAUGUGAAUAUGUGGAAAGCUGAGUUGUCAAUCAGCACUAUAACGAGGCUUUCACAGAGCUGCUAUAGUCACAUGGGUAGCUUGAUAAGCUGGUACGCAUUUCGAACUGGGACGGAGCAGUUCGUUAACGAGACAAACAGUAACUCUUCAGAAUGUCUGGGGCUUGAUCCCCAUUUCGGCUACGAUUUGGAAUUUCCAAGAAGAACAAACGAAGACUAUGUUUACGGCCCGACGCUCUCAGCUUUGUCAGCUUUUACUGUGAGUUUGUUUGUGAGCUUCACAGACAACGGCGACAAAACAUACUUCAACUACUACGCUAGUGGAGCUUACAAUGAAAUAUUUAUUCAUGAAAGGAAUAAGGAGUUUAUAGUUCGAAUAAAAGACGUAAAAAGGCAACAUGAUUUUGUCAUUCCACCGGACGGUACCUGGCACCACCUCGCCAUUACAUGGGAAAAUACGAAUGGUUCUUAUGAAAUAUUCCUGGAUGGUGUGACUUCUGGAAGUGGUAACGAAUUGGAAAAGGGACAAACGAUUCAUCCUAACGGAAGUGUUGUCAUUGGAAACGAUAAAGACCUAAAUGGUUUUCAGGCCAGAGAUGCUUAUGUGGGAAACAUUUCUCGAGUGAAUCUGUGGGAUUAUGUGCUGCCUCGAGAAACUAUUUUAUUGCUCUCCCAACGCUGUGGAAUGGAAAGUGGUAAUGAAGUAUCCUGGAGGGAUUUCAAGGAGGGACCUUAUCAUGGUGUGGUCAACAUCAAGGAACCUUCAUCCUGUCAAAAGCUUCAAUAAGAAAAGAGAGACUUAUAAAAAUUGAAAUGAGGACAUAAAAUUAUUCUAUGGGCCAUUGGUCAAUCUGAUGUUUGAUGUUUUUUGUAAAAAGUCCGGGCUUUUCAUACAGGAUCCGCAACGGAGAAACUAAGCUUAGAAUAGCUGCUUUUAUUCUAUCGAAGAGCUACAAAGUCCAGUUUUGGGAUAGGAGGAGGGAGAUAAGAUAGCUAGCCAAUCUCCUCACUCCUACUCGAUACACUGCGAUACACUUACAAUGGAACGCUUUUUCAUUGAGUGUCGUAAAACCAAAAUUAAUUUAAUGACAACGCUCAACAAAAGAACACCAAAGCAAAGAAAAUUUCGAGACAAGCCUGUGAGAACACUAUGAAAAAACAAGCUAAGGUAACAUGAUUUAUUUAGACCAAUCACAGAGCGAGACAGAGAACCUAAUUCAAAUUCGAAUCACUUUCGAUACUCGAUUUGAAAGUGCUCUAAUAUUUUCGCUUAAAGGAAUAGAUGAUCGCAAUAUAAAGUGGUAUAUUUUGUCAUCAUGUACGGCUCAUAAAUUUAUGACAACGAUUCACUUUUAUCCAUGGCAUUUUAAGGUGUUACUGAGUUUGUACAUGGUGUUGCAGGUUUCAGUUUGGUACUUUGUGUGUGGUGGGCAUACCCUACCCAAAUAAAACUGAAAUAAGGAAGUGUUUAAAGGCACCAUACCCCCCCUUCUCUGACUCUCUACAAAGAUGAAAAUCCUUAUCGCCAAGAAUUAAACUUUGAUUUAGUCUAUUACAAAACAGCAAUUGUGGAGUCCACCCUCUAUUGCUGAAUGAUAACUCAAACACUUUAUCACUGGCAUCAUUACGAUGCUGACGACUGCGCAGAUUCUUAGAACUGUUAUAUUGUUCGCAACUUUAUAACAAAUACUGAGUGACUGUGAUUGAUAUAGCAGUGAUUAAAC
Messenger RNA from Pocillopora verrucosa, 2731 nucleotides. RefSeq lists its product as uncharacterized. The record is from RefSeq and is a predicted model, not a curated record. Lineage: Eukaryota; Metazoa; Cnidaria; Anthozoa; Scleractinia; Pocilloporidae.